Molecule: messenger RNA, 696 nt
Organism: Alnus glutinosa
Lineage: Eukaryota; Viridiplantae; Streptophyta; Magnoliopsida; Fagales; Betulaceae
Exons: 1
Coding region: 1-696 (231 amino acids)
Source: RefSeq, a predicted model, not a curated record
AUGAAGAAUGGUACUUGGUUCUGGCCUCAUGCCCAUUCAGAUGCUCUUGUAGAGGUACAAAGUCAGCUCCAUACAGUUGAGAUAGGUGCUGCUGAUGAGCCAGUGUGGAAUUCUCGUAGUGGUAUCUACAGGUGUUCGGAUACCUGGGACAAAUUGAGAGAGGUGCAUCCGGUAGUCAGGUGGUGGAAGAUUAUUUGGUCUCCCACUUCUAUCCCUCGUCACUCCUUCACUCUUUGGCUAGUCUUCCGGGAUGCUUUGAUCACAAAACAACGUAUGAGUGGCUGGGGCGAUACAGGUCAGAUUUUAUGUCCUUUCUGCUACGGAGCACAAGAGAGCCGUGAUCACCUUUUCUUUAGGUGCAGUUUCAGCCGUCGGAUUUGGACUGAAAUCAUGGCCGAUUGCUCCUUCUUCAAUGUGCCUUUGUAUUGGGAAGAUAUAGAAGUCUGGUGUUUGAAGGUGAUGCAGGGGAAAAGUUUAAAAGCCAGCUUGGGCCGGCUGUGUCUUGGAGCUACUGUGUACCACUUAUGGAAGCUGAGAAAUGAUCUCUUGCACAAUAAUACUCCACACACUGAGGAAGCAAUCCUGACUCGUGUUAGGUGGGAAGUCCGGGCUAGGAUCGUAGCAAAAGGGCAUUUCAAGCACCUUGGGAAUUCUGUGAACCUUGUUUCUAAGUGGAAUCUGCAAUCCCUUUUCUAG